AUGAGUGCACAAAAUCGCGAAGAUACGGUUGGUAAGGAAGGCUCCAAGGAACCGAUCAUGACCUACGAAGUUGAAAAGAUUUCCCCGAUAAAAGUCGUCGGCAUAGGGACAGACGGUGAUAUCCGUGGUUCGUGGAUUAUCGAAACCUCGACUACUCAGUCUCCUACAACUACCGAAACUCCUACGACGACUGUUUCUACCCGCAGUACACCGCCACCCGUUACUACACCCAAACCUUCAGCCAAGUGGGUCAAAACUUACGGGAACCAUGUACCGUCCAAUGCCAUCCCUGCCGGUAAAAUUGAUAACAGGCGCGUACAGUUUAUUGGCGUACAGUAUUACAAAGAUGAUCUGAUCCCGGGAGCCGUUGUACAAAUCGCCGGCGUCUGCUACGUAGCUUCGCACGGUCAAUCCCAUUAUGUCUUAAAUUACGAGGUUCUAGUCGCCACCAAGGGUAAGUUCGUGCCGACCACCCUAGGAAAUAUACCAGCAAACGCACUACCGGCAGGAAAGACGGCUAAGGGAGAAAUUCUCUAUAUCUGUCGUGCGGACCACAAAGGCAUGAAGCUGGUGGGCAAGGCGCAGAAAUCACAAGAACGGUGCUUCGUUGGCUACAAUGGUUUAGAGCUCAAGUUCUCCAAAUAUGAAAUCUAUGUCUAUUAA
Anopheles aquasalis is the source of this 663-nucleotide messenger RNA. RefSeq lists its product as uncharacterized. Lineage: Eukaryota; Metazoa; Arthropoda; Insecta; Diptera; Culicidae. The record is from RefSeq and is a predicted model, not a curated record.